Molecule: messenger RNA, 456 nt
Organism: Solanum stenotomum
Lineage: Eukaryota; Viridiplantae; Streptophyta; Magnoliopsida; Solanales; Solanaceae
Product: pyrophosphate-energized vacuolar membrane proton pump-like
Exons: 2
Coding region: 1-456 (151 amino acids)
Biological process (GO): proton transmembrane transport
Cellular component (GO): membrane
Molecular function (GO): diphosphate hydrolysis-driven proton transmembrane transporter activity; inorganic diphosphate phosphatase activity
Source: RefSeq, a predicted model, not a curated record
AUGUCUACUAUUGCAAAAUCUUGCAGUCCAGUACAAGAAGUGGCAGAUUCUUGCAAGACUGGUGCUGCGACAAAUGUAAUAUUUGGAUUGGCUCUUGGAUAUAAAUCUGUUAUCAUUCCCAUAUUUGCCAUUGCUGCUUCUAUAUACGUGAGCUUCAGCUUAGCUGCUAUGUAUGGCAUUGCAGAUGCUGUUCUAGGAAUGCUUAGCACUAUAGCCACUGGGUUCGCAAUAGAUGCUUAUGGCCCUAUCAGCGACAAUGCUGGUGGUAUUACAGAGAUGGCUGGAAUGAGCCAUAGCAUUCGUGAAAGGAUUGAUGCUCUUGAUGCUGCUGGGAACACAACAGCUGCAAUUGGCAAGAUUUUGAAGAUUGAAGUUACAAGUCAAGAUGCAAGUUUAGAAGAUGCAAAAGACUAUUAUUAUUUUGCAAUGGAAGUUAUGCAAAACUUGAUAUCAUAG